Pygocentrus nattereri (red-bellied piranha) is the source of this 1308-nucleotide messenger RNA. RefSeq names its product olfactory marker protein a (gene ompa). Gene Ontology annotation, biological process: sensory perception of smell; signal transduction. The transcript is spliced from 2 exons. The record is from RefSeq and is a predicted model, not a curated record. Lineage: Eukaryota; Metazoa; Chordata; Actinopteri; Characiformes; Serrasalmidae. Bases 333 to 821 code for a protein of 162 amino acids.
GAAAUAGAAUCAAUAAUGUCCUAAACAAAAUGAGGCUCAUUGCCCUGUGGGAACAGACAGAGGCGGGCAGUGGGGGGUGGCAUAUGAGAGAGAGAUCGAGUGAGACAGAAAGAGCAGAUAGAGAGCAUAGACGGCAGAAAGUGCAGGAAGAGUAGACAGAUCACAGGCAGACGGCAGUGAGUGAGUAAAGAGACAGUAGGUAGACUUCAAAAGCUACAACGACUGAAGAGAACUAGCAGCAAGAAAGCGUAGAGAAAACAAGGAGGCAGCAAAAACUGUGAGAAGGAAAGUUGCAAAAGCAGGCAGACAACAGUCAGCGAGGACAGCCCAGCAUGACCGAGGAGAUGGAGCUGGACUUCACGGAGGACCUGCAGCUGAGCGAGGUGAUGCGGCUGCGGGUUCAGUCCCUCCAGCAGAAGGGCCAGAAGCGGCAGGACGGAGAGCGCCUCCUGCUGCCCCACGAGGCCGUGUACCGGCUGGACUUCAGCGAGCAGGAGCUGACCUUCUCCCACUGGAACGUCAGCCUGAAGGGUCCAGGCCGCCUGUCCGUCACUGGAAUCUCUCAGCUGUGGACGCCUGACCUGACCAACCUGAUGACCCGGCAGCUUCUGGAGCCCACUGGUCAGUUCUGGAGGAGCGCGGGGGACCCCGAGGACGCCCCCAUAAAGUGCCUGGAGGCCGACAUCCAGGAGUUCGGAGAGAGGAUAGCUGAGCUAGCCAAGGUCAGGAAGGUGAUGUACUUCCUGUUCGCAUUCAAGGAAGGAGCGGAGAAGGACAACAUCACCUGCUCACUAGUCUUCAAGAAAAGCGCUGAGGCUUGAUCUCUGGCCCCAGCGCUAAAGGUUAGAAACCAUCUCUCAGAUCAUGGAGGCAAAUAGUUUAGUCCUUUAUUUAGUCCCUUUAACUAACAGAAGCCUUUAGUGUAACAAUGUAGAUUUAUUUUGUAGAUUUUGGGAGCAGAUUUUGCUCAAAAACAUUCAUCUCCAGUGGAAAUAAGUUAGAUUUGAGCUCAUUUCUAUCUGCAUUGUUGGCCAGUAUAAGCUUAAACACUCAGUUAAAAUAUUAUUAUACAACUAAAACCACUUGCUUCUUACUUAUAGACAAUAAUAAUAAAGAAUGUUUAUUAUUUUGUUGUAAAACAGCUGUGUACUGUACUUUUGUCUGGUCACGUAUACAAAAACCUCAUGCUGCUUGAAAUAUAAAGAGUUUUACCUGAAAAGCACAAAAUAUAGAUAUAAAAUAUAUAACAUGUAAGUGUAAAUCAAUCAAAUAACAGAAUAAACUAGUUUUGUCAACUAAUGAACUGCU